AUGGACCAGCUGUGCAGCGAGCUGCUGGCACCCGCCAACGCAACGGCUGACAGCAAGGACCCCACCAAGCUGCGCUACGGAUGCGGCGUGGCCACUGCCGCCCAGGUCAACAAAGUGUCCAGUGACCUGGCAGCCCUUGAGCCCAAGGUCAACGCCGCCGCCGCCCAGGCCAGCUCUGCACAGGCCGCUGUCAUGAAAGACAGCAACCAGUUUGCGGCGCUGCGCGCCGAGAUGGACGCACUCCGUGUGGCAGUUGCCGCGCUCACCGGCAACCCGCAGGGAACGCAGGCAAACACGUCUAAUGGCACCGACCCAGGCAUUGCCCAGCAGAUCGCUGCCCUUGCAGCAGCCGACGCGCGCACCGCCCAGAAGCUGGCCUUGCUGGAGGCGGCAAACCAGACCGCAGCCCGGGAGAUUGCAGCGCUCACCGCCCAAGUGCAGGAGCUGAAGGCCGGCGCCGCCAACGCCACCGACCCGGCAACCAUUGCCCGGGAGAUCGCGGCGCUCAAGAUCACCCUGGCAGCCACCAAAUCGGCCCAGGAGGCGGACGCGGCGGCAAUCUCCCUGACCAACGCCACCGUCGAGUUCGUCAAGUCCACAGUCACCUCAGGCGCGGCGGCCGUCGCGUCGCUCAACGCCACCCUGACUGCCCUGGAAGCCACCGUGGCUAACGUGACUGCCAUUGACUUCAACAACCUCAAUGCGGUCACACUGGGCGGCAUCCCUGCGACGCGGUACAUGCUGGUGGUCCCAAAGCUGGUGCUGUACAGAGAGUCCGAUACAACCAGGAACGGAAACCUUGGCGGCCGGUCUGGCGCUGAUGCCCUGUGCAAGGCCUCGGUGUUCAAGCCCGCCGGGGCCGCGCAAGCGCGUGCGUUCCUAUCGAUAUCUACAACCGACCAGAUUUCUGAUUUCCCCACCCUGUACAAGGUUCCCAGCAACUUGGCUGUCGAGUCUUUGAGCGGCGUCGUCCUGGCCAGCAACUUUGCGACCUUGCUGCAGGGCAGGAUCCCCAAAUCCUUACUGGAUGCAGGCGUGUUCACAGGCCGCGCUAACUGGUGGUCGGGCUCUGAUGCUUUCGGCAUGGCAGACGUGGCUAAUUGCGGGGGGUUCACUAGUGCCUCGAGCACUGACAUCGGCGUAGUUGGCACGUCGAUCGCUACCUCUGCCAGUUGGGCGAUAAGUACCACUUUCGAUUGUGAUACUGACGCCGACUUGCUGUGCAUCGCGUUCUGA
Messenger RNA from Monoraphidium neglectum, 1236 nucleotides. RefSeq lists its product as hypothetical. The record is from RefSeq and is a predicted model, not a curated record. The transcript has 2 exons. Bases 1 to 1236 code for a protein of 411 amino acids. NCBI's taxonomy places the organism in Eukaryota, Viridiplantae, Chlorophyta, Chlorophyceae, Sphaeropleales, Selenastraceae.